AACUUUCAGUCAGCUGCCAUGUUCGAAGGCUCGGAGUCCGUUGAGAUGGAGGAAGCCAGCACGGAGAGCACGCUGGCCUCAUCCAUCAGCGCUUGCAAGAAGGUUGUGUGCAGUAACGGGGUGCUGGACUCGUCGGAGUACUGGCUGAGGAAUGAAAAGGCUCUGUGCAGACUGGACCUGCUGGACGAUGACGCGGAGGGCAGCUGCACCAUGAUCUGCUUUGUUAAUCUGGACCCGCAGAGAACUGACUGCCGUGAGGACAAAAACAUCAAGAAAUUGGCAUCAGUGUCUCCGGACCUGCCAAAGCUUGUUGAAUUACUGACUGUCCACCAGCCCAAAGAAAAUGAGAUCCUACUGCUCGGCGGGUUGGAAGCCUCAGACACUUGCCAAGCACACCCACACUCCCCCCUGCAGGGCGGAAACCAGAGGAGCACGGGUGUGUGUCUGCUUCAGUGUUCUGGGAGGAGGCGCUCCACGCCACCCGCCAGCAUCGUCUUCGAGAUCAAGAAGUUCCUCAUAGGCAUGCAGUGGGGCAAAGAACGUCAGUUUCAGCAGAGACGAGCAGCAGGACAGCGAGUUGAUGACGACACCAACCGUUCCAUCUCGUCCAUAGAGGAGGACUUCCAGACGGCGUCAGAACACCUCGGAGAUGACAGCGAGGAUGAUGGCUUGAGAAACGAGCCAGAGAGUGGCGACCUGGGAGAGAGCUUGGUCGAGUCUGCUGCACAGAAGCACUGUGUCAGACUUGCAGGUCACAGGGGACAUAUGGCUCAGCGUCUGUACCGAGAGGAUGCUGACGCAAAAAGGGAAUGGCAUCCACAAGCAAGCAGCCAUACGAAGGAAUCAGCUGGUCACUAUGCUACCAAUCUGGCAGAGUCUGUACUGCAAGAUGCCUUCAUACGACUCUCUCAAGAUGAAACAUCAUUUGUGUCUGAGGCAGCUGUCAGUGUGUCUCUUGCCAGGUGUCCUUCCAGCUCUGCUGUUCCAUCAAAGACCAAAGAGCCUUCCCAACAGCGUACUUGCUCUUUUGAACUUCCCAAAAUAGUCAUAGUUCAGAGUCCAGACAGCUCUGACGGAGCUGCAGAGUGGCCAGAGCCACAGGCAUCUCAUGUGCAUGACCAUGAUAUGUCUGCAAAAAACAAACAAAUGCCAGAAAACGGGACUCAAGCUCAAGCAUCCCAACUCAGUGGAGGACAAAAACAUGUGGGAAUGGCUUUGGCCUGUGCUGCCAGCAUUAUUGGCACAAUUACUAGCCCACAGCUGACUGAAAAACUCACCCUAGAAUCAGCGUCUGAAGAACACAUAAAUGAUGAUCUGCAGAAGGAAGAGGAAAGGGUGGACUACUCUGUCUCUUCAGCUGUGUGCGGUAUGGCUCAAGUAGCUGGAGCAGUAGCAGCUGUGGAAUUAACGGAGGGCUCAGUCGGAUGUGACGAUUCUGAUGCAGAGUCCACUGAAGUCUACACAACGUCAGAGGGUCUGAUGUCUGCUGCCAAGGCCUCUGCAGCAUUCACACUACACUGCAGCGUAGCAGAGGGUACGAGCGUUGAAGCAUUUCGAGCUAACAUUGCCGAAGUCUUGCACAGGGAAGCUGCUGAGGUGCUGACUCAACCACAAGGCUACAAGAGUGUCGCACACCUGCUGGAGACCACGCAUAACAAGAUAGUGGAUGGAAUCACUUGUCCUAAGAAAUGUUGCAUGGAUGAGAGCGAGGUUGACGACUUAAUAAAUGAAGUAGCAGACAGCCUAUUCAAGCAUGCUUUAGAUAAGGCAAAGAAGAAAAAAGAGCUGGAGGGUGCUGGGAAAGAGGCUCCAAGUCUCCAAGUGUUUCUACAGGACAGUGUGAACAACUUGCUGUUUGAUAUUCUUUGCUUGACGCAGAAAAAAAUCAGCCAUAUCUCCAGCUGCGAGCUAGGGGCUGACCCAACACACGAAGCAGAUAGUUGCAGUAUUGAGAACUCCACUACAAAGGAAAUAAAGGAUCCAUCAGUCCAGUUACAAUACUUAGUUAGCCAUAGUCACUCCACUGAUACAGACCAUCUAAGUGAAAUGCUACACUACACAGAUAAGCUUCCCAUACUUCCGGGGCAGAGGCAGAAAACUGUCCUGGAGGAUGCUGUUACUGCACCUCUCUCCUCAGAGCACUCCAAAGAGCAACAGCAGCAGUCAUUAUACCGACAGUCAAAGUCCAAAGACUUGUCAGAUCAGCAGCAGAUCGGUGGCACUGUUAGAGAGCCUUUAAGUGAAAUCUCCAUUCACAGCUCAGAGAGGAGAGGCAGGCUAGUAACAGGCAGUGACAGCAGACAGGCCUCCCUUACCCCACAGUCCUCCCUGAAUUCUUGCAGCUCUCUGGUUUCUCUGAGAACAGACUCUGAUUGCAGGACGCCCAUUACUUGCUAUGCUGAUGACUUGGCCUCCACAGUUGUGUCUAUGGCCACAGAACUGGCAGCCAUCUGUCUGGAAAAUUCCACCGGGAAACAGCCUUGGUUCUGCGCCCUAAAGGGAGCAUCUACCGAAGGGCCAGAGACCUACUUGAUGCCAGCUUGCCGCACGGUUCUCAGGAGGAAAGAGGGUCAGAGCAGCAAUGCCACCUCCAGGAAACAUCGAGCACCACGGCUCAGUGAGAUAAAGCGGAAAACAGAGGAGCAGCCAGAGCUAAUGGAGCGGCUAGUUAACCGGGUUGUGGAUGAGUCAGUAAACCCAGAUGAGCCACAGGACCCUUUUGCUCUAUUUGCCUCUGAAGUCACGGCCAGGAUCAUGAACUGCCCUGAACUCAAUGUGGUGGAUACCUCCAAAACAGGCCAGCAACGCAGCAGGCUGCAGUGUGAGAGGUGGAGCCGCGGUAAGGCAUCUAGUUAUGAGAGCAUUCCAGAGGAAGAUGCAGACUCCUCAGGCACACCAAACACCCUGGGCCUUGGCAGUCGGUUAGGGCAAAACCUGAGCCGUGGUAGCUCGAUCUCUAAGCAGUCAAGCUGUGAAAGUAUCACAGAUGAGUUCUCGCGGUUCAUGAUAAAUCAGAUGGAGACUGAGGGCAGAGGAUUUGACCUUCUGCUGGAUUACUACGCAGGGAAGAACGCCAGCAACAUCCUGGCUGCAGCAGUGCAACAGGCUGCCACGAAGAAAAAUGGCCAUCUUAAUGUCAGGGCCUCUUCCUGUCUGUCCAAGCAAUCUAGCACAGAGAGCAUCACAGAAGAGUUCUACCGGUUCAUGCUUCGGGAUAUGGACAAAGAGAACAAAGAAUAUGGCAUUACCAAGACUAAAGAGUGGAGCAACAGCCUUUUCCCCCCUUCACCUAGAACACCUUUCUGCAUUCGCCAGUCCUCUGUCCCAGACAGGCGCUCCUCAGACUCACGUCUCACCGUCAACUCACCCAUAAAAGCCAACUCCUUUGACGGAUUUGCCCGUAAUGUGCACGGAGACACACUCAACAUCUACCCAACCAACUCCGUGUCAGCUACAGGACUGUGUAAGUCGGACUCGUGCCUCUACCAAAGGGGUAAGACUGACCAGAUCACAGACAUGCUGAUCCAUGAGACCUGGUCAAGUUCCAUUGAGUCUUUGAUGAGGAAAAACAAGAUAAUUACUGAUCCAGAAGACAGUAUUGAGUUGGAGGCUUCUGGGGACCCCCAGCCUCAUGUGCAGCAAUUUGCCAAUCGACUGGCAGCUGACAUUGUAGAUAUUGGCAAGUCUGCGCUUGGAGGACAGCAAGAUGUAGCUGGGGGAAUGCCCGGGUCACAUUCACAGACCAACAUCCCUGUUGGUGAAAGGAGAAGGGGGUUCAAACAAUCUCACCUGACUUGUGGUCGGAGUAGGUCCAGCCAUGAGCAAGCUGGCACUGGCGUGGUGAGCGGGGCGAGUGACAGCAGUGCUCCUUGCUUGAAGGGUCCCAGAGACGUGCCACUGAUCCAUAUUGAGGGAGAUCAGAGGGUUGAGGAGACUCUUUCAAACCCUGAAAGGACAGAAGGAGGGCCCUUGGAACCAUCCACAGACACCAUGCAUGUCGACAGAACUAUUGCCAGCAACUCAAGCAGCGAGAGGGACAGGCCUGUGGCGAUGGCUGCAGUAGUGAAGAGGGACAAGCGUUCAAUGAGCGCUAGCAGUGAAGAGAGCAUGGGGAGCUGGUCUCAUAUAACCCCCGAAGAUGACCCCCACGAGGAGACCAGUAGUUUUAUCCAGCUGAGUGAGGGGAAUGGGACCAGCAGCACAUCCAGCCUUGGUGGGGCUGACCUGGACGCUUUUUCUGAGGUGCACACUCAGAGUACAAUAAUCAGAGAGGAGGCAGAGAAAGGCAGUCUGGCAGGAACCAAGGUUAAUGUUGUUGAAAGCGCAGCAAGUCCAGCGGGCAGCUGUAGCAGCCUCAAGGAGCUCUUAGUGUUAAACUGCGACCUCGAGCAGGAGUGUGUGAACUCAGAACUCAGAGUUGCUCUGCAGUGGAUCGCUGCUUCAGAGCUGGGACUCCCUGCUCUCUACUUCAGGAAGUCCAAAGAUAAGUGGAUGGCAAAGUUCCAGAGGGUAAUCCACCUGAUGUCUCAGAAGGCAUGGCGAAUUGCAGACCUGUUCAGCGCUGUGGUUCAGUUCUGUCAGCUACAUGAGAACGAGGCCGGAGCGGGCAGUUCUCUCCAAACCAGCCUGUUUGAUUGGCUUUUGGAGACCCUUUAGGACAGACAAAACGUAUACUCACUGCAAACAACAACUAAAAAAUGUGCUUGCUAAAGUCUCGGACAUUUCCAAAUGUCUUUAACAGUUCUGAAGUAUCUCCAACUGCAAGCUGAAAGCACAGCACAGUCUGCUUACUUGAGAAAUGAUUACGUCUUUCCUGGCCCAUUAAGGUGAGUUGUCUGUUGGCAGAAUGAGUGGACCAGUCUCCCUUUAACUGUAUCUGUUUUCAGAUGUCUCUCUCUUGCGCAUUGCACAUAAAUACAAAGCCAACAAGGGGUGUGUGAGUUGGUCAUUCCUCAUGGAAUGCAUGAACUCUCACGCAGGACUUUGGAACAGGUUAUAUCUGCUCCAGAUUAUUUAUGUAGAUGUAUUAUUUAGGGAUUCGCACUGACAGAUUCUACUUUUAUUUAUUUAUUGCAAAAGAACACAAAUAAAGCAAUGAAAAGUAGGAAAAUCAGGUUAACUUCUCCACACAAGUCUAAAAAUUUUUUCUCAACACUGACAAAAAGAAGCUGUUCAGAUCAAAGACAAUAAAAAAAACUCUGUUAUCUUCCCCCAUAAAUGUGCACAUUGCUUUAAAUAAGCAAAGAAUUAACAUCUUUGUUGUAUUCAUGGGCCACUUCUGUUGUGACUGUGAAACUCAGUUCUAAUUAAGUAUGUGAUUUUCUUGCUGUUACUUGAUAAAUAAUUAUUUUGGAUAGCUGUGCUGUACAUACUGUAGAUUUGGAACUGCUGCACCUUGGAGUAGUGGACUGCUCAUUUUAGCUUUUACUAUGUCCUAAAGACAGAGUAAGGUUUGUAAUGUUAAAUUUGUAUAUGUGGAUAUGGUCUCUACUUAGUGGUAAUCUAGUGUUACAUCAGCAUAGGGGGGGGAAAAGCACACGACUCAGCUGUAAACUCUGUCACAGUAGAACUGAAUGUAUUUCUCUUUUGAAAUCAAUAAAUCUAUGUGAUGUGA
Molecule: messenger RNA, 5614 nt
Organism: Menidia menidia (Atlantic silverside)
Lineage: Eukaryota; Metazoa; Chordata; Actinopteri; Atheriniformes; Atherinopsidae
Source: the annotation of a GenBank genome assembly